CCUCCAUCCCCUCCUCUCUCCCUCCUCUGCUGGGCCUGGGGGUCUGGGCCAGCAACAAGUUAGUAUUGCAGACAUGGGCCAAGGAGCCAGAGGCCAUGCAGUGGCUCAGGGUCCGUGAUUCGCCUUGGGAGGCCACAGGACACAGGGUCACCAUGGGGAUAGCCGCCCUGGGUCCCCUCUGGGCAGUGCUCCUGCUCUUUCUCCUGAUGUGUGAGGUCCCUAAGGUGGAGCUCACCUUUGACAGAGCUGUGGCCAGCGGCUGCCAACGGUGCUGUGACUCUGAGGACCCCCUGGAUCCUGCCCAUGUGUCCUCAGCCUCUUCCUCCAGCCUCCCGCACGCCCUGCCUGAGAUCAGACCCUACAUUAACAUCACCAUCCUGAAGGGUGACAAAGGGGACCCAGGCGCAAUGGGCCUGCCAGGGUACAUGGGCAGGGAGGGUCCCCAAGGGCAGCCUGGCCCGCAGGGCAGCAAGGGCGACAAGGGGGAGAUGGGCAGCCCCGGCGCCCCGUGCCAGAAGCGCUUCUUCGCCUUCUCAGUGGGCCGCAAGACGGCCCUGCACAGCGGCGAGGACUUCCAGACGCUGCUCUUCGAAAGGGUCUUUGUGAACCUCGAUGGGUGCUUUGACAUGGCGGCUGGCCACUUUGCUGCUCCCCUGCGCGGCAUCUACUUCUUCAGCCUCAAUGUGCACAGCUGGAACUACAAGGAGACGUACGUGCACAUCAUGCACAACCAGAAGGAGGCCGUCAUCCUGUACGCACAGCCCAGCGAGCGCAGCAUCAUGCAGAGCCAGAGCGUGAUGCUGGACCUGGCCUACGGGGACCGCGUCUGGGUGCGGCUUUUCAAGCGCCAGCGCGAGAACGCCAUCUACAGCAAUGAUUUCGACACCUACAUCACCUUCAGCGGCCACCUCAUCAAGGCUGAGGACGACUGAGGCCCUCUGGGCCAUCCUCCUGGCCGGAGAGCCCAGGUGCUGGUCCCAUCCCCUGCGGGGCUCAGUUUGCAUCGCUGUGAAGCAGGAAGGCCAGGGAGGUCCCCUGGGACCUGGCAUUCUGGGGAGACCCUGCUUCUUUCUUGGCUGCCAUCGUCCCUGCCAGCCUAUUUCUGCUCCUCUCUUCUCUCUUGGACCUAUUUUAAGAAA
Piliocolobus tephrosceles (Ugandan red Colobus) is the source of this 1139-nucleotide messenger RNA. It is a transcript of the gene C1QTNF6, whose product is annotated as C1q and TNF related 6. The transcript has 3 exons. The coding region runs from base 96 to 932 and encodes 278 amino acids. The record is from RefSeq and is a predicted model, not a curated record. Gene Ontology annotation, molecular function: protein binding. Lineage: Eukaryota; Metazoa; Chordata; Mammalia; Primates; Cercopithecidae.